This is a messenger RNA of Aricia agestis (brown argus), 1347 nucleotides long. Its product is annotated as enoyl-CoA delta isomerase 1, mitochondrial-like. Gene Ontology annotation, biological process: fatty acid beta-oxidation. The transcript has 5 exons. Gene Ontology annotation, cellular component: mitochondrion. The record is from RefSeq and is a predicted model, not a curated record. The coding region runs from base 78 to 926 and encodes 282 amino acids. Lineage: Eukaryota; Metazoa; Arthropoda; Insecta; Lepidoptera; Lycaenidae. Gene Ontology annotation, molecular function: enoyl-CoA hydratase activity.
AGAGAAUAUUGUUUUUAUUUAAAAAAAUUAAAUUUGUUUUCAGUAUUAAAUCAACGUGGCUCGAGGUAAGGUUAAGAAUGUUUGUUCUACGUCAAGCCCUUAGGAGUAGCAGGGUAGUUCUCCCUGCUACAAGGCCCAUGUCCAGUUCUGGUCCACUGGUAGACUUAACUGUUGACGGAGAUGGUAUAGCCAUCAUGACGCUGCAGCGGCCACCAGUUAACAGUCUAAACCUGGACCUGCUGAAGGCAAUCAACUCUUCCCUAGACGAGGUUGCCAAAAACAAGGCAAAAGGGAUGAUAUUAACUUCGGCAUCGCCUACAGUAUUUUCCGCUGGCUUGGAUAUUAUGGAAAUGUACAAACCAGACCUCAAGAGAGCAGAGGAGUUUUGGUCCACACUUCAGGAAGUCUGGAUGAAACUGUUUGGAUCGACUUUUGCAACUGCCGCUGCCAUUAAUGGUCACGCACCUGCCGGUGGAUGUCUACUGGCAAUGUCCUGUGAGUGGAGAGCGAUGGUGUCAGGGAAAUACACUAUCGGCUUGAAUGAGACCGCCCUGGGUAUAGUCGCACCAACAUGGUUUGUGGACACCAUGUGUAAUACCAUACCUGUGAGGGAAGCGGAAUUUGCUCUCACCACAGGUAGAUUGUUCACCGUGGAUGAAGCUUUGAAGGUGGGACUGGUCGACGAAGUGGCCACAGACAAGGCCGAUGCCAUCGACAAAUGCAAGACCUUCCUCAAGAGAUUCGAGAGGAUCCCGAGCUUGGCCAGGUCACUCACCAAGAACAGAGUAAGGUCGGGCCCAGUUCUGAGACUACAGAAGAACAGACAGGCAGACAUACAGGAGUUCCUACAGUUUCUGCAGAACCCGAAGGUUCAGCAGUCCUUGGAUAUGUACAUUCAAAUGCUGAAGAAGAAGGCUUCUAAGUAAAUGGUACUAGUAACCUUGAUAAUACUAAGCAAUAAGUAUAUUGUAAUAUUCUGUUGACAAAGUUGCAUAUCAGCCCACAGUAAGAAAAUGUCAUCUAAAUAUAGCUCUAGUUCUACUAAAGCAGGCAAAAUUGUUUUACCUUAUCCAGACGCCUGGCAACUUUUUAAUAUCGAAGCUAAACGGCGCUGUUAUUUACGCGUUUCAUUAUACAUACACGAGAUGCGCUAAUGCAAAAUUCUUGAACUGCUGCCUUACUCCCGACAGAAUCGAAUCGAAUCAGCUCGAUCCACUGACCUCCGUUAUACAAGUACGCGUACUUGUAUAAUGGAGGUCAGUGGCUCGAUCUCAACAGCUUUUGCUACUUUCGACAUAUUAUAUACUAGCGCACAAUCGUGCUGCGGCUCAAUUUGGAACUAAUCUG